Halichondria panicea is the source of this 1806-nucleotide messenger RNA. Its product is annotated as zinc finger MYM-type protein 2-like. The transcript has a single exon. Bases 206 to 1684 code for a protein of 492 amino acids. Gene Ontology annotation, molecular function: DNA binding. Gene Ontology annotation, biological process: DNA recombination; DNA integration. The record is from RefSeq and is a predicted model, not a curated record. NCBI's taxonomy places the organism in Eukaryota, Metazoa, Porifera, Demospongiae, Suberitida, Halichondriidae.
GCCAUUUUGGAAUGAUGAUGUCAUAUGAUGUAACAGGUGGUGGUCCACUGGAAGCGCCAAUAGUUGAACUUUCAGUACCUGCACUCAAAUUGAUACAAUCACAUUUAGUUUAGAAGAUAUACACAAAAACGUAAAAAAACAAAAGUUCUACUCUCUUUGGUUGUUGCACUGUAGUGCUAGUGAGCUAGCUAUGACUAUAUGAGCGAUGGCUCUAGAUUUGGAUUUCUCUGAUGUAACGGUUGAAGAUCUCGACGACUGGGAAGAGGUAGUAAGUACCUCCAUAAUGUUGCGAGCCGAAAAAGAUGCAGCAAAAAUUGACUGGGAUGCCAUACCUACUGACAAACUCAUUUUAGGCACUGAGGCACUGUCCUAUGUCUCCAAACCACGUCUAGCAAAGCGAGUGAAGUACCAGGAACUUCAAGACGUGACUAAUUGUGCGGCGAGUUUUAGUGCGAGCAUAUCUACUGGUGCAUCUCGAUUUGGCAGUACAGUUACCAACCUUACCUCUCUGGCUACUGCAUCCAAGGGCUUUGUACCUGCAAACACUAAGAAUAAUACGAGUUGGGCCCUUCAAGUGUUCUACUGUUGGUGUGAAUGGAGAAACAGCUCCCAUAAAGAAACUGAUGAUAAGGUACCUAUUGAUGUUCUCACUUGUGUUGAUGCUACUGCUCUGAACAAGUGGCUUUCUCUGUUUGUAAUGGAAGCUAAAAAAAAAAAUGGCAGUCCCUACCUUUCAAAAACGAUCGAUUUGCUUUUGGCUGGAAUUAGACGUCACAUGACGUCGGUAGACCCUAUUCUCCCAAACUUUUUUGACGAGAAUGAUUAUCGUUUCGAUGGACUAAGAGGGACUAGAGACACUGUUUCACGCCAGUUACGAGAAGAUGGUGUUGGUUCCUCAGUAAAACAUGCGGAAGUGAUUACCUACGAGGAAGAAGAUAAACUCUGGGAUCGUGAAGUAUUGGGAUCUUCAACUCCGAAAUGUCUAUUUUCUACCAUCUUCUUCAUGAACGGAAAAGUUUUAUGCCUGAGAGGAGGGCGCGGGCACAGGGCUCUUAAGUUAUCCCAAUUCACUUUUGGAGUUGAAAAUAAGCGUGAAUAUGUCGAAUACAUUGAGUUUGGCUCGAAGAAUAGAUCAGGAAGCUAUAAAGACAACACCGACAACAAAGUUAUCAGGCAUUUCUCUGACCCAUCCUCAGGCGAUCGCUGCUAUGUGUAUUUGCUGAAGAAAUAUUUAGAUAAAUUGCCUACCAAAGCCAAGGAAGACGAUUCCUUCUACUGGAAAGCCAAGGAAAGGCUUCCUACAGAUGCAGACGCUUGUUGGUUCACGAUGCAGACCUGUGGCAAAAAGCUCCUAGGAAACCUUGUCAAACUAAUGUGUGAGCAAGUUGGCAUAUAUGGAAAAACAAAUCACAGUCUGCGGGCUACUGGGGCCACACGAUUGUUUGCUGCAAAUGUUCCAGAGAAGUUAAUAGCUGAACGUACUGGUCAUCGCAGUACAGAAGGUCUACGAGUGUAUGAACGCACUUCCAUGGAACAGAAACAGUCAGUGUCUGAUAUUAUUGCUUGUUCUUCUAAACGGGACUUCGAAGUCAUUGCAAAAGAAGAGACUAGCAGACUCACUAGCUCUGGAAAUCCGAAUAAAAUUUCUUUUGACAACUGUGAGAACCAAUGUACAAAAGAGUGAUUGUUAAUUAUGUUAUGUGUGCUUGAUGGUUCAAAAACAAUCGUUAUGCUUAAAAAAUGAUGUUUAAUAAUACACAGGAAGUCAUGAAUACUUAAUGAAAACUACUAGUAACUACAACGGUG